This is a messenger RNA of Dunckerocampus dactyliophorus (ringed pipefish), 2153 nucleotides long. RefSeq names its product transmembrane protein 41ab (gene tmem41ab). NCBI's taxonomy places the organism in Eukaryota, Metazoa, Chordata, Actinopteri, Syngnathiformes, Syngnathidae. The transcript is spliced from 5 exons. Bases 395 to 1216 code for a protein of 273 amino acids. The record is from RefSeq and is a predicted model, not a curated record.
UCAAGUACAAUCUUCGUGUUAGGACUGGAACUGUUCGAAUUUUUCAAACAACUUGAACUUCUUAUUAUUUUCCUAAUCGCUUUGACUUUUUUAGCAAAGCAACUAACAUCUCGACAAGUCACCCUUUCUAGGGACAAGAAAGCUGAAAGAGUGAAACAGAAGUUACAGCAAAAGUCCUUACCGGAGCAGGUUGUCUUUCGCCGGGUGUCACCCGAUCCCGUCGCCGUCAUGAGUCGCGUGUUGGCGGGUAAUAGACACCGAGGAGACUCGGUGUCGUCCAACUGGACCGCAACACGUCGCCUCGUCUUUCCCCAGGAGAGACUUCUUCCGCUCCUUUCUUUUUAAAUCCAUACCGAGCUCGGAAACGGAGUCUCUCCACCAAGUCUCCCGAAACAUGCGCUCCUUUGCCGGGCUAGCCGCCACUGUGGCGGCCGCAACCGUCUACCUCUACCUGCUCUCCACUCACCUUCCGCCCGCAGACGACCACCUUCGGCCAGCCACUCAGGGAGGGGACGAGCCGGUGGAGCACUACUACAAGUUGAAGUUCCCAUCAGAUCUUGACGAGCUGCGUGAGCUAGCAGAGAUGCUCAAGUUCUACAAGCGAGAACAUCAUGGCUACGUUCUGCUGCUCUUCUGCAGCGCUUACCUCUACAAGCAGUCCUUUGCCAUUCCUGGUUCCUCCUUCCUGAACAUGCUUGCCGGUGCAAUAUUCGGACCCUGGGAGGGUCUGGCCUUGGCUUGCCUGCUCACCACCACAGGCUCCACGUUCUGCUACUUACUCUCGUCUGCCUUCGGGAAGCAGCACGUGGUCCGGAUCUUCCCAGAAAAGGUGGCCCUGCUGCAGAGGAAGGUUGAGGAAAAUCGUAGCAGUCUGUUCUUUUUCCUCCUCUUCCUCCGUUUCUUCCCCAUGACUCCUAACUGGUUCCUUAACAUCACCUGUCCUGUCCUCAACAUCCCCAUGUCCAUUUUCUUCUUCUCUGUCUUCAUAGGUUUGAUUCCCUACAACUUCAUCUGUGUGCGCACGGGCGCCAUCCUCUCCGAGAUCCACUCCCUGGACGACAUCUUCUCGUGGGGGACGCUGGCCCAGCUUCUGGCCAUCGCGCUGGUGGCGUUGGUCCCCGGAGCACUCAUCAAGCGCUACAGUCAAGCUCACCUCAGGGUGGACGACAUGGACGGCGCUCAGGAUGAGAACACAACGGAUCGCAAGAGACGAUGACCACCAGGAGGAACCAUCGUGAGGACAUUCAUGGACAUCGGUCAACCGUUGACUUUUCUGUUAACCGCUGCCUUGUCGCCUCAGCCAGGACAAGAACUGACAGUGACCACAAUAUUAGGAACACAUGAGUGCAGACUUCUGCCAUGGUCAGAAAAUUCUGAAGAUGUCUUUCUGAAUCCUUUUACCUAAAAAAAAAAAGGCCCAUCAUGAUCCACUCCAGUCCUCUAGGUGUCAGAAGUGAGCAAGUCUUUUUGAACCACAGCUCCUUUUGCUGGAUCUGGUGGCUCACUGCAUCACUUUGCCCUAACACAAGUAGAAUUUAACCACCCAAUGUGAAAAGGAAAGCAACCAACAAAUGGCAAUUAAAACAAAAAAGGUUUUGAUCGACACUGAUCUGAUGGUUUUUGCAAUAUAUUCCUACCUUACUUAAGAGUCAAAAUAUUACAAACAUCUCUCAGUCUUAGGUAAUGGAAAGCACAACAUUUAAAUAUGUUCUCUGACAGUGUCAGUCAAAAGUGAACAUCUUUGUAAAGAUUUUUGUUGUAUUGGAUCUCAUUAGAUCGUGCAUGUGAGCCUCCAGGACUUUAGAAGACUUUAGAGUGCCAUCAACAUGUUCAAAUGAACAUCAUGUCCCAAAGUCUGAUUAUAAACUAGAGACGUGUUUACAUGCAUAUUUUGUAUCCUUUUCUUGUAAAUGUUUCUUUCCUUUGCUGUGUUUUCUGAUUCUUUCUCUCUGUUGUCUUCCUGAAGCACUUAAGAUGUCUUAAUGGACUCGAAUAUGGUCUGAAUUCACCUUUGAAGGUCAUGUGUUGUCUUGUUACUACUGUGCGAGUCAGUGUGUGUCUGAGGAUGAGAGAUUGUUGUUCUCUUCUUCUUUGACCAAAUUUGUUUUUUUAAAUGUAUGUUUAAGAAGGCUGCAGUGAAUCUCGCCUUUUUG